CGGCGGCUGGCCGCGGCGGUACGCCCGUCCCGCCGGGCCUCCCGUUAUUCCCGACGACCAUUUUUGUGCCUCGUUCUGUUCCCUCCGCCGCAAACGCUGCGGCGAGAGAGGGAUGCGGUGCCCAUAACGUUGCCUGCUCGUAGGGCCGAGGCCUAAGGAAGCCCUUACCAGCCGGUAAUUGAAGCAUUAGGAAACUAUCCACAAAAGAAGUUCUACAAUGUCUCAAAGCUUGGAGGCGCCAAGUAUGAUACUCUGCCUUAUUCCAUACGAGUGUUGUUUGAAUCCAGCAUCCGUAACUGCGAUGGAUUCUUAGUGAAAGAAACAGAUGCUAUGAACAUCUUAGACUGGAAAACAAAACAGAAUAAUGUUGAAGUGCCCUUCUGUCCUGCCAGAGUUGUUCUUCAAGACUUCACGGGAAUUCCGGCAAUGGUGGAUUUCGCUGCCAUGAGGGAAGCCGUGAGAAAUGCUGGAGGAGAUCCCGUGAAAGUCAAUCCUGCCUGCCCAACUGAUCUUACUGUUGACCAUUCUCUGCAGAUUGAUUUCAGCAAAUGUGCAAUACAGAAUGCUCCAAAUCCUGGAGGUGGUGAUUCACAGAAGCCGAUGGCAAAGCUUUCUCCACUGAAAGCGCAGCCUCGGAAGCUGCCUUGCAGGGGCCAGACUGGCUGCAAGGGGCCCUGUAGCGCCGGAGAUUCGAGUCGCAACUCAGGACAAUUUUCUGCGCAGAUUGAGAACACACCUCUCCUCUGUCCUUUCCAUCUUCAGCCGGUGCCUGAGCCUGAGACAGUAUUGAAAAAUCAAGAGUUGGAAUUUGGCAGAAAUAGAGAGAGGCUUCAGUUUUUUAAGUGGAGUUCAAAGGUUUUCAAGAAUAUUUCCGUAAUUCCACCUGAGACUGGAAUGGCACAUCAAGUUAAUUUGGAAUAUUUGUCAAGAGUUGUUUUUGAUGUUAAAGAUUUCCUAUAUCCAGAUAGCGUGGUUGGCACAGAUUCUCAUACAACCAUGGUAAAUGGUUUGGGUAUCUUGGGCUGGGGUGUCGGGGGUAUUGAGACAGAAGCAGUCAUGCUGGGGAUGCCGGUUACUCUCACUUUGCCUGAGGUCGCUGGGUGUGAGCUGACAGGCACGGCCAGCCCACUCGCUACGUCCAUAGAUAUUGUUCUAAGCAUUACAAAGCAACUUAGGCAAGCCGAUGUCGCUGGAAAAUUUGUUGAGUUUUUUGGGAGUGGAGUUUCCCAGCUGUCUGUAGCAGACCGAACCACAAUAGCAAAUAUGUGUCCUGAAUAUGGUGCUAUUCUGAGCUUUUUCCCUGUUGAUAAUGUGACGUUGAAGCACUUAAAGCAUACAGGUUUUGACGAGGCCAAGCUUGAGGUCAUGGAAGCAUAUCUUAAAGCUGUGAAGUUAUUUAGAAAUGAUGAGAGUUCUUCCAGAGAACCUGAGUAUUCCCAGGUAGUGCAAAUUAGUCUAAGUUCUAUAAUUCCAUAUGUCAGCGGCCCCAAGAGGUCCCAAGAUCGAGUGGCUGUUAAUAACAUGAAAAGUGACUUCCAAGCCUGCUUAAAUGAAAAGUCUGGUGUUAAAGGCUUUCAGAUUGCAGUUGAGAAACAGAAUGACAUUGUACCUGUUCAGUAUGAAGGAAACGAAUACAAGCUAUCUCAUGGCUGCAUUGUCAUUGCUGCAGUAAUCAGCUGUACAAACAACUGUAAUCCAUCUGUCAUGCUUGCUGCAGGACUCCUGGCUAAAAAAGCUGUUGAAGCUGGCCUAGUGGUUAAGCCCUACAUCAGAACAAGUUUGUCACCGGGCAGUGGAAUGGUUACACAUUACCUCAGUUCAAGUGGAGUGUUACCGUACCUCAGUAAGCUUGGGUUUGAGAUUGUCGGUUAUGGGUGUUCAACCUGUGUUGGAAACACUGCCCCCUUGCCAGAAGCCAUCAGGAAUGCAAUAAAGCAGGGUGAAAUAAUUGCCUGUGGAGUAUUGUCCGGAACAAAGAACUUUGAAGGUCGUCUCUGUGACUGUGUCCGUGCCAACUACCUUGCUUCUCCACCGCUAGUUGUUGCUUACGCUAUUGCAGGCACGGUUAGAAUAGACUUUGAAACUGAGCCUUUGGGCACUGGCUUUAAUGGCAAAAGUAUUUACCUACGAGAUAUUUGGCCCACCCGAAGAGAACUUCACACAGUGGAGGAAGAGUGUGUGAUAUCAUCCAUGUUUAAGGAAUUGAAAGAAAAAAUGGAGAAAGGAAAUAAACGAUGGAAUUCACUGGAAACACCUGAGUCAACUUUAUUUCCCUGGGAUUUAAAAUCUACUUAUAUCAGAUGUCCUUCCUUUUUUGAUAAACUUGCCAAAGAACCAGUUUCACCACAACCGAUUGAAAAUGCCCAUGUCUUGCUCUAUUUGGGAGAUUCUGUAACGACAGAUCACAUAUCCCCUGCUGGGAGCAUUGCAAGGAGUAGCGCUGCUGCUAAGUAUCUGACCAACAAAGGACUCACACCUCGUGAAUUCAACUCUUACGGAGCUCGAAGAGGUAACGAUGCUGUGAUGACAAGAGGUACCUUUGCAAAUAUCAAGCUUCUGAAUAAGUUCAUAGGAAAACCAGCUCCUAAAACAAUUCACUUCCCAUCAGGACAAACGCUAGACGUGUUUGAAGCAGCGGAGUUGUACCAGAAAGAAGGCAUCCCUGUAAUUAUUCUAGCAGGAAAGAAGUAUGGACUGGGUAGCUCAAGAGACUGGGCUGCAAAAGGGCCUUUUUUACUGGGCGUGAAAGCUGUCCUAGCUGAAAGCUAUGAGAAGGUUCAUAAAAGUCAGUUGAUUGGAAUUGGCAUAGCUCCACUUCAGUUUCUUCCUGGGGAAAAUCCAAGUACUUUGGGUCUCACUGGCAGAGAGCAAUUUUCUAUAUUGUUCCCUCCAGAGCUGUCGCCCGGAAUGACUUUGGAUAUUAAGACAAGCACUGGAAAAGUAUUCAGCGUGAUUGCCUUGUUUGAAAACGAUAUGGAGAUAACUUUAUACAAAUAUGGUGGAAGUCUAAACUUUGUGGCUCGAAGAUUCUUAUAGUAGCUACUGACUCUAUGGGUACCUUGCAUAACUGGUAAUUCUGAAAAUGCCUUGUGUGAACCCAGGAAUCUGUACUGUGGAACUGCAAACAGUCCUAGUGUGCUCAAAGUUACUUCGUCCAUGGAUGUAAAAGAUUGUGAAUCAUUGUAACUGCAACAAGAUCCUUCCUGAUUUUAAAUAAUAUUCUAAUGGUGCUAUUAAACAUUGCUAAAGUCAACGUGUAUUGUGGCAGAGAGCUGUAAGUAUGGAGGGGAUGUUUUAUCAGACCAUUUUGUAAAUAAACUAUGCGAAAUCUGAAACUGAUUGUGCUGAAGAUUAUUAUGUAAGAAGAUUUUUCUGCAGUUGUUUCCACUGUAAAUCUGUGUACUGCUGUUUGUUGGUUAAAGGGUAGCACAUAGUAUGGAAUGUUAAAGGCCAAACAGAAUUUUUUUUUUGCAUCUGGCGCUUAAAACAGAUACUCAGUUUUGAAUUUCUUGCUCUUUAGGUUAUGUGCUGAACAAAAAGCAAGUCUACAUGAGGCCUAUGGUAUCCUGUAGCACAGAUCGUGACUUUCUUACCUUUAUUAUGGAAUUAUAUUUCAUCUGGAUCCAGACUUAAAACUGCUCACGCUAUGAAAUAUUGUGUGCUUAGAAGUAUGGGAAACAUCUCUGCAUUUAAAACAAAACAAAAAAAAAAACCCAAACAAACAAAAAAAACACAAACAAACCAAAAAGCUCACAAUUAUUUUGUUCAUGCAAGUUAAGUGUAGCACCCCAGCAUUUUGGCAAGCUGCAGUGUCCUUCGAUUGAAGUUUGUCAUAUGUACUUCAAGGGAUGCAGUUUGUCACUUCUGACAUCGGUUUUUACUGUACUGUCUGCAAUAUCAUUAGACCAAGUACCUCCCCGUAGUAUUUUAACCUUUAAAAAUCUUAAAAACAUUUAUUAGAAUUGUUUAAAUUCCUCUGCUUUAAGAACGACCUAUGUCUAAUAAGUUAUACUGACGUGUCAAAUCUUGGGUAGUGGAGGCAGCCGUGCUGCCUGUUAAUGCUUUCUGAUGUGCCGUUAGUUUACAGCUCUCCCAGACAAGCAUCAGAUUCCUCUGCUGAAGAUCCCAGAACACGGAACAAAUCGGGCUCUUUCACACCAUUGCAACUUCAUAGAUUUAGUUGUCAACACAUUGACGGUAAACCCCCUGUUCCAUAUUUAAUAUUAACAGAAGAUGCGGAGUUUCUGGAAAAGUGCUUGUUUCACCACGUAACUAAGCAUUGGCAGCUUCUCAUCUGUGCAAGUGACUCGUCAGCUUCGAGAUGCUCUUUCUGCGCUCCUAUGUUCUGAAAAGCUUCAUAAUACCGCUGACAGUUUGUUUAGAGAUUAAUUUCUUUUGGAGAACAAAACUGCAAUAACUUGCCUAUGAAUUGUCAAGAUUCUGCUUUAAGAUUUUUUGCUCUUGGGAAACGUCUUAAGUAUCAAAACUUCCAGGAGGACUGUAUUAGCUUUACUACAUGUGCUUUCAAUUUAUAACCAGACACUAAGCUAGCUGACUUGCGAACUAACAGAUGCACCGUUCAAAUCUUUAAAUAGUAUGCUUCUGACAUUCCUUUCAAAAACAAAACAAAACCCCUGACAUAAUUAUUACAAUAUAUUAAUUUUUUGUCACUUCAAAUGCCAAAUUAAUUUGACUUCAUUGGCAUAACUUUGAUACACCUUUUUUAUUUUACUGGACAAAGUUCCCUGAAGUUUUAAACACUGUAUAAUCUGUUGUUACAUUUCAAUAGUUUUGCUGUGGUUUUCUUUUAGUCAAGAUAAAAGCCAUUCCAGUGACUCCUACCACUGAUACGGGUGAUAAAUCAAUGCUGAAUGAGUUUCCGUUCUGUGGUACGCUUUUGCUAAUUUUAUCCAGAGUUAUUGAGCAAAUCUUAUUUCUUGUACAACAGCGUCUAAUAGUAUUUUUUUUCCCCAGCUCAAAGGCAUGUUCUUGAUUUAGUUCAAGAAAAUGCAUGUUCAUUAUUGGGGAGCAAAUAGGAAUUUAGUGCUGGCACGUAAUGCAGAUGAUAAAUAAAAACACAACUAAAAGCCUGUUUACAGCUCGGGUAACUGCUGAUGCUUGAAGGGAAGGCAGCCUCCCACCCUCUCUAGCGCAGUAACACGCUCCUUGCUUCAGAAGGUAAAUGUCAGGAGCCACAUCAAGGUAAAUCAGUGUUGUGAAGUGCAAUUUCAAGGGAUGUGACUUACCUGCAAGUUGUCACCAAUAUGAUGACCAAAGAGUCAUCUCUUUUAGGAGACAUAUGGCGGGUUUCAUUACCAUAGCAACUACUUUAAUUCUGCUGCACUCCUGUGUCUUAAAAUCAAUGAAAGGCAGCUUUUGAGCUGUGCUUUGGCACCUUUUCCAUUCAGCUUUAGGCUACUGCUGCUGCAGUGGGCCCACCCCUAACUAUGCCGAGGUCCGUAGCACCUUAGUGAGUUGUGCAGACUGACUCCUGCCCUCAGGAUCCGUACGCCCGGAGCGUGGUGGGCGCUGCAAGGAGCAGCAUUGCUUAUGUCCCCAUCUGCCGCUCGUGUGGUAGCUGACUGCCAGCCAAGGUAACGCCUGCCUGCCUGCCUGUGGUAAUGUGCCUGUCCCCUCUCCCGCCUGCGGCAGCCAACGCUCAACAGCCCAGUGGCAGAGGGAAGACGUUUAACUUUAGACACCGCUAGGAUCCUGGGAGCUGUAGAUGGGCAGGAGUGACAUCUGCUUUUUGGCAGUGGCGGGUUGUGGCACAGUCAGAGGACUGCUGUGAUCACACACAAAACAACCUUGUCCAGUUAGACCUCUUUCUAGUAUCCUAAAGCAUAGGAGGAAACGUACCUUUUUGAAGAAGUGACUUGGUGUGUUAGACGUAUUUAACCUAGACUUUUCUUUCUGGUUUGAUUCAGAGAAGAAUCUGUUCCAGUUUUUCUAAAUGUCUUUCUCUCCUUGUGCCCCUCUUCCUUCCUCCCUCUCCCAAACUACAAAGCUUUGGGAUAGUGUUGAUGUUUAUACAUUUUACACCUAAGGACAUGAAAUUAUGUAUAUUAAUUAUAUUUAAGCAACUGCAAAUAAAUGUCUGCUGUUUAAAGCCAACAGAAUAGUGUAAGUUUUAAGUUCAGUAAGUAUUGUAUAGACAUAUCUUAAGUUCAGUUGAUGAUAAUUGUGCAUAAAAAGUUAACGAUGCUGUAAAUUAUUUUUAAUAAAGAAAAUUGUAUGACA
Messenger RNA from Chroicocephalus ridibundus (black-headed gull), 6240 nucleotides. RefSeq names its product iron responsive element binding protein 2 (gene IREB2). NCBI's taxonomy places the organism in Eukaryota, Metazoa, Chordata, Aves, Charadriiformes, Laridae. The transcript has 22 exons. The record is from RefSeq and is a predicted model, not a curated record. Gene Ontology annotation, cellular component: cytosol; mitochondrion. Gene Ontology annotation, biological process: tricarboxylic acid cycle; citrate metabolic process. Gene Ontology annotation, molecular function: iron-responsive element binding; aconitate hydratase activity; 4 iron, 4 sulfur cluster binding. The coding region runs from base 331 to 3036 and encodes 901 amino acids.